Molecule: messenger RNA, 1299 nt
Organism: Rhipicephalus microplus (southern cattle tick)
Lineage: Eukaryota; Metazoa; Arthropoda; Arachnida; Ixodida; Ixodidae
Cellular component (GO): extracellular region
Molecular function (GO): chitin binding
Source: RefSeq, a predicted model, not a curated record
AUGAAAUUUGUUCUGAUCAUUGCGCUACUCAGCGUUGCGUCGGCGCACCCUGGUGUAAGGCGUCGCCGCGAGGCGUACCUGCUGCCUGAUGGCGCGGAGCUCCUCCUGGGCAGCGUCAAAACGACGUUCAAGUGCCCCGGCGAUGGCUACUACGCGGACAUGGACAACGACUGCAAGGUGUUUCACAUUUGCCAUGAUGUUCUGGGCUCGGGGGGUGCUCCCGGCCAUGAGAUGCAGCACUUCAGCUUCCUGUGUGGCAACCAAACCAUGUUCAACCAGUUCAGCCUCACCUGCGCAUACGAGGAGGACUCGGUACCCUGUCAAAAUGCCAAGGACUUUUACUACCUGAACGCAAACAUCGGGGACCCCACCGCUGAGUUCUUGAGCGACAACGACAUUCAGCGCGCAGUGCCGCUGGUGCCGACGUUCAGGGCAAACGCGGCGGCCGCUGCACUGACAGCCGGUCCCAUCCAAGGACCGGCCGGACCUGCGUCUGGUUCGAGCGGCACCCUCAGGGCGCCUGCUGCUGCUAGUCCGGGUGGUCCUCUCAGGGCGCCUGCUGCUGCUGGUCCGGGCGGUCCCCUGAGGGCUCCUUCUGCUGCACCACAGGGUAGGACUCCGGCCAGGGGUCUGGGGCGUAGUGCGGCUGCAUCCGAAGUCCAAGAAGUAACGGUCACGGCACCAUCAACUACACAAGAGCCAGAUCCGACCACGACACUCAAGGAGGAGUAGAGGAAGCAGCUUCGAUGCAUCCUUUGUCAUUGUCAUCGUACACUCCCAUCACGCAAACAUAGUUUUAUGUUUGAAAGUAUAUUGUCACCCCAGUGUGUCCGUAAAGAUAUUGGCCCUCCUCUGAUUCCUCGCUCUACAUUUCUUUUCUGUCCUGCUACAGUGACAAUGCAGCCAGGCAGACGCCUUGUCUAGAUCAUCAUUCCAUCUUCCUUACGACAUCGAUUAAAUCCCGACGUGUUUCAGGGAUAACUAUGGCGCUUUGCUAAAACUUGCAAUGUCUUGGUCAGUAUGCAGUUUUCGUAACUGUCAAGAGCACCAGUAUACUUCUUAAAUUGGGAGACUCAAAGUGAAAAAAAAAAUGCGUGAAAGUGGGCAGAAACUGUCACAAUCUACACGCCAGAAGUGCCGUGCGAAUUUCUUGACGCACUUCUCACUUUAAUGAAACUUUGAUUCCAAAAUGAAUGAAUUGCUUUAUAUCAUUUGAUAACGAAUUGUUCUGGGUUAUUGGCGAAUUACUACUUGUUGGCCGCCCUAGAAAUGUCAGUAUUCCAUAGGGUUAAGGAAAUA